Messenger RNA from Bactrocera dorsalis (oriental fruit fly), 622 nucleotides. RefSeq lists its product as uncharacterized. Lineage: Eukaryota; Metazoa; Arthropoda; Insecta; Diptera; Tephritidae. The coding region runs from base 144 to 524 and encodes 126 amino acids. The record is from RefSeq and is a predicted model, not a curated record. The transcript has 2 exons.
CAUCAAGUGUGUUUUCUAGAUUUGAGUUCAUCCUAUCAGCUUCUGCCUGCCAAUAUAAAAGCACCAACAUUUUUCAAAAUUUAUUCAGUUUCAUUCAAAGAUUUAAGAAUUACACAAGUGACAAUUUGAAGUAUAUUUGAAGAAUGGCUAAAAUAUUGAUAAUCCUCGCUGUUUGCGUCGCCUUGACAAUGGCGUAUCCAGGUCAUGGUGGCGGUCGUGGUGGUCACGGUCAAGGUGGUUAUGGUGAAGGUGGUUACGGUCAAGGUGGUUAUGGCCAAGGUGGUUACGGUCAAGGUGGUUUUAAUGGCGGCCAAGGUGGUCUAGGUGGUCAAGGUGGUUACGGUCAAGGUGGUUUUAGUGGCGGCCAAGGUGGUCUAGGAGGCGGACGUGGUGGCUUAGGAGGUGGUCCCGGUGGUGCUGGGUUUGGUGGAGGACAAGGCAACUAUGGUGGAAACGGCGGUUACGGUGGGCAGGGCGGCUUUGGUGGACAAGGCGGAUAUGGUGCUGGUGGCCAAGGUUAUUAAAACUUUCGAUUAUAUAUAAAAAAAAAAUUUUAACACCACAAUUAAUUGACGCGUUAAAAGUAUUAAAAAGGAAAAAAAUAAAAACUGAAAACAAGGAA